AUGAUUAUAAGUUAAGGUCAUAAUACCCCAUAAUGUAAAUCUAUUUGUUUAGUUUAUCUAGAUUAUUUCUCAAGAUUAUAGGUAACAAUCAAUGAGCAUAUUAAUUCUGACGUUGAUGUGAAGAAGUUGUAUGAUUCGAUAGACAGGAAAGUGCCAUUUCGAAAUUUGUAAAAUGGCUUUUACAGGGGAGAAACUGAUGGAGCCUAACCAAAGGGCAAGGGGGAAUGGAUAUCUAAGGAUGGAUACUCAUACAAAGUAGGGUUCUGGCAAAAUAAUUGCUUGCAAGGAAAAGGCUUAACAUUAUACUGUGUUUAUGAUACGCAAUAGAUAACUCAUUACGAGUGUUAUUAUGGCAAUUUCAAUAAAGGCAAGCCAUAGGGUUAUGGGAAAUUGAAGGCUACGAAUAACAAGUCAUACGAAGGAUAAUGGGAAAAUGGUUAGAUGAAUGGCUAGGGGUCCAUAUAUAUAGAAAAUUCUUAUUACAUAAAAGGUUAAUUUAAAAACAAUCAGUUAUCUGGGUAAGGGGAAAUAGAAUCAAAGGAUUAAAAUUAUUACUGGAAAAUGGUAGGCACCUUUAUUGAACCUAAUAGAUUCAAGGGGGAUAUCACAUACAAAACAGGAAAAUACAUUGGAUCGGCUAUUUAUGAAGAAAAUUAAUGGCAGAUGCAUGAAUAAGGGAGCUUCAUUUGGGAUGAUGAAUCAUAUUACAAAGGAGGAUUUAGCUACAACCAAAGAGAAGGAUAUGCUAUAAGCAAAUUUGGAAACGAAGAUUAGUAAGAAUUAGUCUGGAAAAAUGACUAGAAAUAUGGGAAAGUCGAACAUACUUGA
Messenger RNA from Paramecium tetraurelia, 828 nucleotides. RefSeq lists its product as uncharacterized. NCBI's taxonomy places the organism in Eukaryota, Ciliophora, Oligohymenophorea, Peniculida, Parameciidae. The transcript has a single exon. The record is from RefSeq and is a predicted model, not a curated record.